AUGAGUGGUGACAAAAUUCAAUUACUAAGAAGUGACGAAGAUGAUAUAAUGACUUCAAAAGAGCGUGUUUAUAGUGUUAAUCGAAUCACACCAGAUCCUUACAUUCAUUGUUGGAGAAAACAACCGAAAAUUCAUGAGAAAGAAAUGUUGAUGAAAUUAAUUUAUGACCAAAUGAAAUAUCAAGACUCUUUUGACAUUUGUAUUGAAAUAGGAAAUGCUAUAUUCAGCGCAAUUUUGCUCAUCCUAAAAUCCUACUCAAAUUUUUUUGCAAACAGAGAAUUUGCAGACGGAGCAUGUAUUAAACUUUCAGAAUCACGAAUAACACGAGAUACUUUCACGGAUAUUUACAAAUGGAUUCUUUCAAAACGAAAGCAAAUUGAUCGUGAAGAUAUAAUUCCAUUACUGUUGGGUGCACAAUAUCUUGAGGUGGAGCUUUUGGAACAACAAAUAUGGAAUUUGAUACAAGAUUGUGAGAAGUUUCAAGAAGACGAAGCUUUUCUUUUAUAUCAAGAAGCAAAAUUAUGGAAAUGCACAAAGGUACAAAACAUGAUGAUUCAAAGGGUUCAACGCUUCUUUAUGACUGUUGUGUGUUCCGAAGAAUUUCUUAUAAUGGAACCAAACGAAGUGAUGAAUUGGCUUAGACUUGACAGUAUUGGCAUAAACAUGGAAGUAGAAGUUUUUUAUGCAGCUGCACGUUGGAUGCUUUUCAAUUGGAAUGACCGAAAAGUGUAUCUUAUGGAUUUAGUGAAACUUGUGAGAUUUGGAAUCAUCGAUCCAUGGAGAAUUGUCGAGUUUCGUAUGAAUAAAAAAAUGGGGAAACUUGAAGUUAUUCUGAAUAACUCUGAUUUUCAAGAUACUUUAGAAUCGAGUUUAUCAUAUUCAACUUAUAGAAAUUGUUUCAAUGAUGAUUCUCAUGAUCAGUUCAAUGAUUUCCUUAAACGAUUCAACUUUAAAAAAAUUUAUCCCAGAGACCAAAUGAUUGAUCCUAUGUGGCAAGAAUACUACAAACAAACUCCGUACACUUUCCAACAUUUUGAAGAUUAUCUUAAAAUGACUUUAGAAAGACGUUUUCACAGUCUCGUUUAUACAAAGUAUCAAAUACAGCAAGAACAGUGA
Clunio marinus is the source of this 1116-nucleotide messenger RNA. NCBI's taxonomy places the organism in Eukaryota, Metazoa, Arthropoda, Insecta, Diptera, Chironomidae. The record is from the annotation of a GenBank genome assembly.